AUGCCUCCGACCGCGCGCCUCCGCCCUGAUGGUGGCGCCGACGCGACCGAGUACCCCAGCGCUGCCGCCGCGCUGACCGCCGCCGCCACCUUGGGCGGCGGGACCGUCCUACUCGGCGCUGGGACAUACCGCGAGGGCACGUUGCACGUGCCGGCCGGCGUCUCGCUCCUCGGUGAGGGUGCCGGGUCGACGGUGGUCGAGGGCUCGGACGGGAGCGCAAUUGUCUGCGCUGGAAGCGCCGUGCGCGUCGCAAACCUCGAGGCUCGCCAGCCCAUCGACACGCCCAAGGCUCCGGCCUACGCACUGGAGGUCCGAGGCGCUGCCGCCGGAGACGGCGUCUCGAUCGAUGGCUGCCGGCUGGUGGCAGUCUCGGCGGCGCGGCUCUCCGCCGCGGUGCUGGUGCACGGAUCGUCCGCCUCCCUCUCCGCCUGCACCCUCGAGGCCCCCUCCUCGCACGGCGCCGUGCUCGCGGCGAGAGGCGCUCUGCGCGUGUCUGGCGGAGAGCUGGCCCGGUGCGGCGGCUGCGGGUUCCUCGUGCUCUCGAGCUGCGCACUGACCGCCGAGGGCGUGGCCGUGCGCGGCUGCCGCGAGAGCGCCCUCCUCCUCUCCGGCAAGGCCGCCUCGGCCACGCUGCGAGCGUUGGGGAAGGCGGCGCAGCGACCGUCCGCAAGACGAGCCACCUUUCACAUGGAGUCACCUCCUCCUGUAGAGCUCUAG
This is a messenger RNA of Emiliania huxleyi CCMP1516, 717 nucleotides long. RefSeq lists its product as hypothetical. The transcript is spliced from 3 exons. The record is from RefSeq and is a predicted model, not a curated record. Lineage: Eukaryota; Haptophyta; Isochrysidales; Noelaerhabdaceae. The coding region runs from base 1 to 717 and encodes 238 amino acids.